AUGGCUUCUCUUCCCCUCUUCACUAGCUGGGCGUCGGAGAUUAAGCAACAACUCAAUAUCAAAGAAGAAACUCCCAAGAUGAACGGCACACACACUGAGGCUGCUGCUGCGCCGGCGACGAACGGUUUCUCGUCAAAGGCUAAUAUCGGUGUUUACACCAACCCCGCGCAUGAUCUCUGGGUCGCGGAGGCGGAACCCAGUCUGGAGGUUGUGCAAAGAGGAGGAGAUUUGAAGCCGGGAGAGGUUCUUAUCAAUGUCAAGAGCACGGGAAUUUGCGGGAGUGAUAUUCACUUCUGGCAUGCUGGCUGCAUCGGACCCAUGAUAGUAGAAGACACGCACGUCCUCGGCCACGAAUCCGCGGGCACAGUAAUGGCAUGCCACGAGUCCGUCACGCACCUCAAGCCCGGCGACCGCGUAGCCAUCGAACCCAACAUCAUCUGCGGCGAAUGCGAGCCCUGCCUCACAGGCCGCUACAAUGGAUGCGAGCGCGUCCUCUUUCUGUCCACACCACCCGUCACCGGCCUCCUGCGCCGCUACCUCAAGCACCCAGCUAUGUGGUGCCACAAGUUGCCCGACAGCAUGACUUUCGAAGACGGCGCUAUGUUGGAGCCUCUCUCCGUUGCUCUUGCUGGCAUGGACCGCGCAAAUAUCCGCCUGGGUGACCCCACCAUCGUCUGCGGCGCUGGCCCCAUCGGCCUCGUCACACUUCUCUGCUGUCAAGCCGCCGGCGCGACUCCCCUCGUAAUCACCGACAUCGACCAAGGCCGUCUCGACUUUGCCAAAACCCUCGUUCCAGGCGUCCUCACCCAUAAAGUCGAAUUUAGCCACUCCGCCACUGAUUUCCAAUCCGCCAUCCUCAAACUCACUGACGGUGUCGAGCCCUCGCACGCCAUGGAAUGCACCGGCGUCGAGUCCUCCAUCUGUGCCGCCAUCCAAACCGUAAAGUUCGGCGGCAAAGUCUUUGUCAUCGGUGUUGGAAAGAACGAGAUGAAGAUUCCAUUUAUGCGACUGAGUACCCGGGAGGUGGAUCUGCAGUUCCAGUACCGCUACUGCAACACUUGGCCCAAGGCUAUCCGGUUAUACAAGUCUGGUGUGAUUGAUUUGAGCAAGUUGGUUACGCAUAGGUAUAAGUUGGAGGAUGCGGUUGAGGCGUUUAAGACGGCUGCGGAUCCCAAGACGGGGUGUAUUAAGGUGCAGAUUCAGAGUUUAGAUUAG
Messenger RNA from Alternaria rosae, 1215 nucleotides. Its product is annotated as sorbitol dehydrogenase. NCBI's taxonomy places the organism in Eukaryota, Fungi, Ascomycota, Dothideomycetes, Pleosporales, Pleosporaceae. Gene Ontology annotation, biological process: D-sorbitol catabolic process. Bases 1 to 1215 code for a protein of 404 amino acids. The transcript is spliced from 3 exons. Gene Ontology annotation, molecular function: L-iditol 2-dehydrogenase (NAD+) activity. The record is from RefSeq and is a predicted model, not a curated record.